This is a messenger RNA of Acanthamoeba castellanii str. Neff, 1851 nucleotides long. RefSeq names its product MIT domain containing protein. Bases 1 to 1851 code for a protein of 616 amino acids. Lineage: Eukaryota; Discosea; Longamoebia; Acanthamoebidae. The record is from RefSeq and is a predicted model, not a curated record. The transcript has 7 exons.
AUGGCUGAUAUGAACAAUCCAGUGGAGGCGGGCAUAGAGAUGGCACGCCGCGCUAUCGAAUUCGACAGCGCCCACGCCUACCCCGAGGCACUGCAAUACUACCGACGCGCCACAGCCCUCUUGAACCAGGCCCUGCAGACCGAGAGGAACGAGCAGAUGCGAUCGACGCUGUCGGCCAAGCUUCACGAGUACUCUGCGCGCGUGUCCUACAUCGAAGCCAACCUGCCUCGCGGCCCCACGUCGCCACAGCAGUCUCACCCCGCACUCAACCAGCAGCAACAGCAGCAAAUUGGCGGCGGCGGCGGCGGCGGUCUCACGUUCCCGCCGAUCCCGGGCGAAGACCCCUUCACCGUUCUCUCGGGCGGGUCACCCUCUGCCGGUCGGCCGGCCGCGCCUUCUUCUUCUUCUUCUUCUGCUUCGUUCGGUUCUCCGCAUCAGCCACACCAUCAGCAGCAGCAGCAGUACCAGCAGCCGCAGCAACAACAACAGUACCAGCCACAGCAAUACCAACCACAGUACCAGCAGCAGCCGCAGUUCCAGCAGACGCCGGCGCCCGGCAGCGGCGGCUUUUCGGCGGCGCCCUACGGCGCACCUCCCUCGACCAAGCUGCCCGCGCACCAACUCAUCAAGAUGCCCGCGCAGGUCUACAUUGGCGAAAAGGCGGAGCUGCAGAAAGCGCUGGACUUUAGCGAGGUGGCGAAGAAGGCCGACAAGAGCGAAUGCUAUCGCGCGUCUCUCUCCUACUACGAGGCCGCCCUCGAGGCCUACCUCUCCGUCCUCAAGAGCACGCCCACCCCACCCCAUCCGCAUCGCCACCUUAACCCUCACCGCCACCGCCACCGCCACCUCAAGGCUAUCCGCCACCGCAACCAGGAGAGCAAUCCACAGAUCAAGACGUCGCUGCGCGAGACCAUCGCCGUGUACAUGGAGCGGGCGGAGAAGAUCAAGGAGUUCCUCCUCAAGUCGCCCGACUACCAGGACCCGUCGCCCAUUCCUCCUCCCUCCUCCUCCACCUCGUCGUCGUCAUCGUCGUCGUCGGUCACGUCGUCGUCGUUCGCCCCGGUGUCCGGCGGCAUGCCGCCCUACAGCCAGCCCCAGUUCGCGCCGGCGCCUGGCGGCAUGCAGCCCUACGGAGGCGGUGGCGGCGGUUAUCCGCAGCAGCAGCAGCAGCCAGCGGGGUCGCCGUGGGACAUGUACGGAAUGCAGGGAAUGCAAGGAAUGCCGGCACAGCACCAGCAGGUGCAGCAACUACAGCAGCAGCAGCAGCAGCAGCAGUAUAGAUCGCCCGGGUCGCCGACGUCGUUCGAGGAUGACCGAUUCCGACAGCAGCAGCAGCCGAUCGUCACGCUCACCGACUCGUUCGACGACGAAUUCGCCUUUGUCGAUCCCUUCAACCCCAAGACCAACCGCUUGGAACGGGCUGACACGGCGUCGAGUCUUCUGGAGAAGCCCGUGAUCCUCAAGGUCAAGCUGGAGAACUCGGUGAUCUACCCGGGCCAGGAGGUCCCGUUGCUCGUGGACCUCGACAACUGCUCCAACCGAGUCGUCAAGUUCAUCAAGGUGUCCCUCAUCAUGCGCGACACGACGUAUGAGGGAGGCCGACGUUCGGGCAAGCGGCACUCAGUGAAGACCAAGGUCCACCAGGACGAGUUCUACCAGGGCUCCCGCUUUCCCCUCUCUCCCUACUCCAAGUAUGAGGGCCGGCUAGUCUUCAAGAUCCCCGAGAGCAUCAAGCCCAGCGAGACGAGUUUGACGGGGGCCUAUUGUCGUGAGUACGAGAUUGUGGUGAAGGGCGUCGUGCAGCUCCACACCAACCCGAGGGUCCACCUUCCCAUCACCGUCAACACCUAA